This is a messenger RNA of Saxophila tyrrhenica, 1815 nucleotides long. RefSeq names its product asparagine synthetase (gene ASN1). The record is from RefSeq and is a predicted model, not a curated record. The transcript has 2 exons. The coding region runs from base 1 to 1815 and encodes 604 amino acids. Gene Ontology annotation, cellular component: cytosol. NCBI's taxonomy places the organism in Eukaryota, Fungi, Ascomycota, Dothideomycetes, Mycosphaerellales, Extremaceae. Gene Ontology annotation, molecular function: asparagine synthase (glutamine-hydrolyzing) activity.
AUGUGCGGCAUCUUCGCCUGCCAUUGCCACCCAGAUGUCUCCAAGUUCAAGUCCACCGCGAUCCGCAUGGGCAAGCAAGUCCGCCACCGCGGUCCCGACUGGAGUGGCAACCAUACAGCCAACAACACCAUCCUCGUGCACGAGCGCCUCUCCAUCGUCGGCGUCGACACUGGCGCCCAGCCUAUGCUCAACGAAGAUGCCUCUAUCGCCCUAGCCGUCAAUGGCGAGAUCUACAACCACAAGAUCCUGCGCAAACGCCUGCGCAACCCCUACCCCUUCAAGACGCACAGCGAUUGCGAGGUCAUCAUUCCGCUGUACCAGGAAUAUGGAAUCGAUGCGCCCAAGUACUUGGAUGGGAUGUUCAGCUGGGUGCUGCAUGACAAGAAGAUGGACAGACUGAUCGCUGCGCGGGAUCCGAUUGGAAUUACAACUUUCUACAUGGGACGAUCGAGCACGACGCCUGACUCGGUGUACUUUGCGAGCGAGCUGAAGUGCUUGCAUCCUGUGUGCGACGAGAUCAUAAGCUUCCCGCCUGGUCAUAUUUACGACAGCAAGACGGACUCUUUGACAAGAUAUUUCACCCCGAAGUGGUUGAUGGAGCCGUCGUUGGUGCCGACGAUACCGCUGGACUUGACACUGCUGCGGGAAUCGUUUGAGAGGUCGGUGAGGAAACGACUGAUGGCAGAGGUCCCGUAUGGUGUAUUAUUGUCUGGCGGGUUGGACAGCUCGCUGGUGGCAUCGAUCGCGCAACGAGAGACACUGCGGUUACAGAAGGAGUACGCGCGACAACAAGCCUUCCUCAACUCCGGCGCCAACACCCCACAAGUCAAUGGUAACACCAACGGUCAAAUGCCCGUCACAGACUCCAACGGCAACCCCGUAGAAGACGACCUCGCCGGCAUUGACGAAGACUACCACCUCUCCUCCGUCCCCGUCCUUUCCCAACUCAACAGCUUCUCCAUUGGCUUACCCGGCUCACCCGACGGCAAAGCAGCAGCUGAAGUCGCACGCUUCCUCGGCACCAAACACCACGCACUCACCUUCACCAUUCAGGAAGGUCUCGAUGCCCUCUUCGAUGUCAUCUACCACCUGGAAACCUUCGACGUCACCACGAUCCGAGCCUCCACACCCAUGUACCUCCUCUCCCGCAAAAUCAAAGCCAUGGGCGUGAAGAUGGUCCUCUCCGGCGAGGGCAGCGACGAAGUCUUUGGCGGCUACCUUUACUUCCACGCCGCACCGGACAAGAAGGCCUUCCACGAAGAGACUGUCCGCCGUGUCAAGAACCUCCAUCUCGCCGACUGCCUGCGCGCCAACAAAUCCACCUCAGCCUGGGGCGUCGAAGCCCGCGUGCCCUUCCUCGACAAAGAGUUCCUCGAAGUCGCCAUGAACAUCGACCCGUCAGAGAAGAUGAUCACCAAAGACCGAAUAGAGAAAUACAUCCUCCGCAAAGCCUUCGACACCACCGACGAACCCGGCGCGAAACCUUACCUCCCCUCCAACAUCCUCUGGCGCCAGAAAGAGCAGUUCUCGGACGGCGUCGGGUAUGGAUGGAUCGACGGGUUGAAGGACGAGGCGGCGAAGAAUGUCAGUGAUGAGCAGAUGAAGGAGGAGAACAUGAAGCGGGACAAGCCCCAGUGGGGCGACGAUUUGCCGGAUAGCAAGGAGGCGUACUGGUAUCGGUGCAUGUUCGACGAGCAUUUCCCGCCUUACUGCGCGAGCACGGUCAUGCGUUGGACGCCGACGUGGAGCAAGCAGAGUGAUCCUAGCGGGAGGGCGAUUGCGACGCACGAGCAGGCUUAUAAGGAGAAGGCUUAG